AUGGCGAAACUCGUUGUUGUCACCGGCAUAACUGGCGUUCAGGGCAGCUCUGUCGCUGAUACCUUUCUUCAAGACCCAGCAUACACCAUUCGCGGUGUAACUCGCAAUCCCGAAUCCGACGCUGCUAAAGCAUGGGUAGCUAAAGGUGUUGAAAUUGUUCAGGGCGAAUUUGGUGAUGUCAAGUCUCUCGAGCGGGCUUUUCAGGGUGCCAAUGUCAUAUUCGGUGUUACUGAUUUCUGGAACAUUUGGGGAAACCCUCGUACCCAACAACUAAAGAAGCCCAACCAGGAGCUUGUUGAGUACUGUUAUGAAGUUGAGCUGCAGCAUGGCAAAAAUCUUGCUGAUGCUGCAGCUUCGGCGGCUUUGACUCUGGGAAGAUACGUUUUCAGCUCCAUGGCUGAUGCUACAAAGUCGAGCGGUGGGAAGUACACCAAGCUGUACCACAUGGACUCAAAGGCUCACGCUGCUACAUACGCACAGAGUCUCCCAGCACUCAAAGACAAGUUCUCUCAGGUUCAAGCUCCGGUCUACUUCCAAGUUGGAACCGAGUGGGGACUACCAAUCACGCCAAAGAAGCAACCAGACGGUACUUAUCGAAUGAUUGGCCCUGGUGCUGGCCACAAGCCAAUUCCGUUCGGAAAUGUGCAAACUGAUCUUGGUCCCUGUGUCAAAGCUCUGGUCGAACAGGCGCCGCCCAACACGAACCUCUUCGCCGUGGGCGAAUAUCUCUCCUGGACAGACUAUCUCUGCAUUUUUUGCGAGACGCAAGGCGUCAAGUACGGAGGCUUUGACGAGCUCUCCUAUGAAGAGAUCAACGAGCUUCUACCGGGCGGCCUCGGCCACGAGUUUGGACUCAACGUCUUGUUUGCAUUUGAUUUCGGGUAUGAGGGUACAGAACCAGGGAUUGUUGGACCGGGAAAGUAUGGAAUUAGAAUGACAUCGUUUAGGGAGUACUGCGAAAAGAGCGAUUUCUCCGCUGCUUUGAGCAAAUGA
Trichoderma aggressivum f. europaeum is the source of this 993-nucleotide messenger RNA. RefSeq lists its product as uncharacterized. The record is from RefSeq and is a predicted model, not a curated record. The transcript is spliced from 4 exons. NCBI's taxonomy places the organism in Eukaryota, Fungi, Ascomycota, Sordariomycetes, Hypocreales, Hypocreaceae. Gene Ontology annotation, cellular component: nucleus. Bases 1 to 993 code for a protein of 330 amino acids.